AUGUCACCCCCACACUUUGGCCUCAAAGGCCUCCUAUCCAGCAUAUCUACUACUGCUACAUCUUCCUCUUCCUCUUCUUCUUCCACCAUCAAACCCCCCCGAACAGACGCCUCACACACAAACACAUCCACAUCCACAUCAAGACCCUCCACCACCACGAAACACCACCUAUCCAACCCCCUAUCCAACCCCCUAUCCAACCCCCUAUCCACCGCCAGCAACAAAACCACAACCAUAAACCCACAAGACAUCCUCAAGUCCCUCACCGCCAACCUCCAACACCACAUAGACGAAGCCCGCGCGCACAACGACAGCCUCGAGCGCGAGGUGCAGAGGCUAAAGGGCGACAAGCAGGCUUUGGCCCGGCAGCUCGAGGAUGAAAGGCGGGUUUCGGCACGGUUGAGGGGGGAGAGGGCGGAGUUGAGGGGCGUGGUUGAGGGGUUGAGGGGUGGUGCUGGUUGUGCUGGUUGUGGUGCUGGUGGUGGUGUUGGGGCGAGGCGUGAGAAGGAGGAGGAGGAGGCGUUUCUUGUGCUGAGGCGUGGGCUUAGGGAGUUGGGGGGUGUGGUCGAGGGGUUGAUUUCUGGUUCUGGUUCUGGUUCUGCUUCUGCUUCUGCUUCUGCUUCUGCUUCUGCUUCUGCUUCAUCGACGCUGGUGGCGGUGGUGGACGAUGGUGCUGGUCUGCGGAAGGCUGGUGAGGUGUUGUCGGCGUCGUCGCAUGGCGGUACGGGUCUCGCUCGUGGACGGCAUGGUCAGGAUGGGAAUGAGGUGCCGGUUGGUUUCAGGCUGGGGUACAAGAGGAAAGCUUUGCUGGUGAAGCAGAGGGUGGAUAUGCUGCGGUCGAGACGGAAAGAGGAGCCCAGGAUUGGAUUGAAGAAACCUGGGUCGGUGAAGAGCGGCGGUAAGGUUGUGGCUCACGCAGGCAGAGGGCGCGAUCAUCAUCAUCAUCGUCGUGUCCAUACACAACCAAGCUCAGAACGCGUCGUCUACCGAAAGAUCUCCAACCCCAUCCCACUACACCCCUCGUAUCGUCAAAUCGACCGACCAGACACCAGCCGAGAUGCCAACCCACCCCCUUCAACCACCACCACCACCACCACCACCAACAAAGCCUCCCGCUCCAACAACGACAUCCUCGACACCCGCACCUUCAAAUCCCCACCACCACCUUCCCUAGACCCCUCUCCCCCGCCAUCCCUGAGAAUCGCAACACCCCCGGUCCCCAAGCCUCACGAUUCCCACCCCCCUGAAAAGGCCCUGCCAGCCGCGCUCACUUCGCCGCCGCCGCUGAGACUGCCUCUGCCUGAGCCGCCUGUUCCUGCUGUUGUGCCGGCUGUCCCGCCGCGUAAGAAGACGGAUGAUGCGCGUGGUGUUGGGCGCGGUGCUGAGGUGCGUGGGCUGGGUGGGCUUGGGGAUGAGGCUGUGGUGGAUGGGGGGGUGCAGGUUGUGCCUGUUGUGAUGGCUGGGGAGCGUGUGGGUGCGCCGCUGACGGUGACGAUGCUUCCAGCAGCAGUGAUACCCAAGACGGCUACGGACUCGCAGCAUGCUGUUCGACCGCUGACUGCUGGGAAGGCAUCUGCCGAUGCAACGAAUUUCUCGCGCCGGACGCAGGGUUGUGCUUCGUCUUCGUCUUCGUCUUCGCCGGCUCUUUCUCAUUCUCUUUCUCACUCCCCAUCACAACUACCAUCCCAAUCCCAAUCACCAUCACAAUCUCAAUCCCAAUCCCAAUCCCCGUCUCAACCCCCCUCUCCCUCCCCCUCUCCCUCCCACCGCUCUCUGCACACAUCCUCACACCCAUCCUCCCCACGCACCGCCUCCACCACCGCCUCCACCACCACCUCUUCCUCUUCUUCCUCUCCCCACACAACACCCCGCACCUCGCACGAGUCCCUCGCCUCAUCGCUCUCCCACCGUUCGACGGCGAAGCCGGGCAAGCAGGUGCCUGAUCAGCGGGGGCAGGGGCAGAGGCAGGGGCAGAGGCAGGGGCAGAGGCAGGGGCAGAGGCAGAGGGUGGUACCGCCUUUACCACCUCCUCCAGCUGCACCAGCUGCAUUACAACUGAAAUUGCGAUUGCCGGUUGGGAAGACGAGGCGGGAGAGGGUGAGGCUGGGGGAGGUGAGGCGGGAGAGGGUGAUGCAGGAGAGGGUGAGGCUGGGGGAGGUGGGGCAGGAGAGGGUGAGGCAGGAGAGGGUGUAUAGCCAGGUUGCGGCUGUGCCGCUGCCGUUGAGGGUUGGUAGGAAUACGGCUGUUGUUGGGGAGGAGGAAGAGCAGUCGGAGGGUGGAUGA
Molecule: messenger RNA, 2283 nt
Organism: Pseudovirgaria hyperparasitica
Lineage: Eukaryota; Fungi; Ascomycota; Dothideomycetes; Acrospermales; Acrospermaceae
Exons: 1
Coding region: 1-2283 (760 amino acids)
Biological process (GO): mRNA cis splicing, via spliceosome
Cellular component (GO): spliceosomal complex
Source: RefSeq, a predicted model, not a curated record